AUGGAUUCAACACAAAAAAACUCACUAGUUUCCCACUUUAGCCAUCCACAUCUUUUGCAACACACCACAACACCCUCUACAAAAAACACAACCUGCUUUGGUUGCAACCAAACAAUCACACAUGAACAACAUUACUACAUCUGCAAAACAUGUCCUUUCUAUCUUCACAACCUUUGUUACAAAACACCCUUAAUCACAAACCACCCUUCACAUCCAAAUCACGAUCUCUUCCUCCUCGUCAUACCUUCAUCUUCAUCGCCUGCUACAAAAUCCACCUUUAACUGCAUGGCAUGUAAGCAACACGCCACUGGUUUCUGCUAUCACUGUGCCGAAUGCAACAUCUUCUUUCAUUCUAUAUGUAUCACACUUCCUCUCUCACUUUCAAUCACGCAACAUCCACACAAAAUAAAGCUUGAGUUUUCUCCGCCUUAUGAUUUCUUUUGUGAUCUGUGCGAUAAACCUAGUUAUAAAGGGUGGCUCUAUAGGUGCAACAUGUGUGAAUUUGAUAUACAUAUAGCUUGUGCAAUCAAGAAUAUCGGUGCCGGAGUUAGAACUGAUAGUGCAGUUUCUGGAUGGAAUAAGAAGUUGUUUAGUCCAUUGAAAAAACAAAGCACAAGCAAUGGAAAAAAAACUAUGAUGGAACUUGGACUACAAGAAACAGAACUAAUUACAAGUACUCGUUCCGUUUCUUUUGAAAUUUUGGAAGGGAUAACUCCGCUUCGCGAUAAAAUGACUCCUCUUUCUGAUGAUACAAGUCCACCAUUAUCAAGUAACCAAUUUAGUGACUCGUAUUUUUCAAUAGAUUUGAAUAAGUCUUUUUCGACAAAUCAUGAUCGUAGGGGUCAGGUACGAAAAGAAGUUAAUAAUGAUUAUAUUAACCGAAGUGUUGUAACGAGCAAUUCAACGCAAGGUGAAGACGAAACGAACAGUGUAGUUAAUUAUUGGCUAAAAAAUCUUUCGCACAAGGAUAAGGUGAAUAAUGCAACAUUUUUUAAAGGAGGUAGUGGUUCUGAAGAUUCAAGUCAAAAAGGGUUGGUGAAAAAUCCUAAAGAAAGAUUGGCUAAGUGGUCUGUUAAAGAUCAAACUACUAGCAAAACCAAGUCGGAAAAUAACAGCCAUUCAGGUUGGAGGAAGUUGCUAUCUUGUUGCCUUUAG
Messenger RNA from Vicia faba (fava bean), 1155 nucleotides. Lineage: Eukaryota; Viridiplantae; Streptophyta; Magnoliopsida; Fabales; Fabaceae. The record is from the annotation of a GenBank genome assembly.